Messenger RNA from Phyllotreta striolata, 2320 nucleotides. The record is from the annotation of a GenBank genome assembly. NCBI's taxonomy places the organism in Eukaryota, Metazoa, Arthropoda, Insecta, Coleoptera, Chrysomelidae.
AUAUAAAUAAGUGAUUUAAAUGUGGCGAAAUGUCAUAAAAAUUUCAUAACAAUACCAAACUCCAAAAGUUCAAGUGGUCUAUUUAUUUAUUUAUAUACCGAUUUCUGAUUGUUGGGAAUUAAUUUUGUAUAAAAAUGAGACUUUUUACUCACUGCUGAUAGCUGGUGAUUGUAGUGUGUAAAUUUGUACGAAGGAAACAUGAGUAUUGUGCGAGAAUACGAUAAUUUUUUGGAAUUGAGGAAACAAGAAACCUCGAAUUUUCUCUGGAUAUCAAAGAAAUGGAAUCCUCAAAUUGCAUUUAAACAGGGAAGCACCAGACCCUCUCCCCAAUAUCACAAAGAUGCAGUUUUAAAUAGUCCAAAAAUUCAAGAUUUAUUAGAACAAAUAAGUUUAAAAACAAACGUUCCAAAAGUCGAGUUGGAACAUCAAGUAAAGGAUAUUUUAGAUGAAAUAGGCUACGAAAAAAAAUUAAAGGUCAUCCGAUGGCUGGGCUUAAUAUUAACUAAAAUUUGUCUAACCGUUUUGUCUGGAAUUUAUGUUAAUGUGGAACAAGUCGAACAGAUUAAAAAUCAAAUGGGAAACUGUCCAGUUAUUUUCGUACCUACACACAGAAGUUAUGGUGAUUUCAUAAUGAUGUCAUAUUUAUCGUUUCAAUAUGACAUUGAAAUACCAGCUAUCGCUGCAGGCAUGGAUUUUUUUGGAAUGUGGGGUAUGGGAACAUUGCUUCGAGAUACGGGAGCUUUUUUCAUGAGAAGAUCGUACAAUGACGAUAGUUUAUAUUGGACCACAUUUAAACAGUAUAUUUAUCAGUUGGUCAGUAAAGGCGAUUUGCCUAUAGAAUUCUUUAUUGAAGGUACUAGAAGCAGAAGCAAUAAAUCACUUACCCCUAAAUAUGGUUUACUCACCAUGGUACUUAAACCUUUCUUCUUUUCCCAAGUACCUGACAUACAAUUUGUACCGAUAGGUUUCAGUUACGAUAGAAUCCUAGAAGAAAGCCUGUUUGCCUUUGAAUUACUUGGAGUACCGAAGCCCAAAGAAACUACUUCAGGUUUCUUCAAGUCGAUGAAGAUUUUAAAAGAAAACUUCGGCAACAUUUACAUUCACAUGGACAAGCCGAUAUCAGCGAAGGAAUUUUUCGGCAGUAAACUCGACAGGAGCGUUCACAAUUUAACGCCUUUGCACAAACAGGAAGUCACGGAAGAUGAGAAAACGCUUCUGCCGCCGUUGGCGUACGAGAUAUUGAACCGCCAACAGAAGGUUCUCGUUACGACGGUUUUCAAUCUAGUUUCCCUCGUACUGAACAAUAAUCUGGCGUACGAAACUGAAUUGUUGUCGAUGGAGGAACUAGCAUGCGACGUGAAAUGGAUCCGGGAGAUACUGAGAUCGCUCGGAGGUUUCACGCACACAACCAACAUCGAAAGGAGUAUCGAUGAUUGCUUGAAAACCCACAAGAACCUCGUAUACCUAAAUAGAAAAGGAAAACUGAAACUGGUUAGAAAUCCAAUAAGCCAAGGAGAAAUUAAUCACAAGAAAUUAAAGGGGCAUUAUCUUAGUGAUGAUACAAUGACUUAUUCGGUGCCGUUCGUUACGUUGCAAAUUUAUAUUAAUCCCAUUCUUCACUACUUUAUCGAUAUCGAUAUUAUUUUGGUUAUUUUAGAUACCAGACCUAUGAAUGAAGAUGAACUGUUUGAAAGCUAUUGCUUCUUGAGGUGUUUGUUUUCAAGGGAAUUUAUUACUUUUGCACCCAAGGAUAAGACGGCAUUUAAUGCAGCUAUGAAUGAUGCAAUAUCAUUAAACCUGGUUAAUUUAAAUAAUGGAAAAUACCAAUUAGCAAACAACAAGAAACUUGGAAUGCUAAUCGUCAAUACAUUUUAUACAUUUUAUGUGUCAUUUUUUGCCACAUUGUUGAUAUUAGAGAGACUUCCAAGUGUAGUUGAUGAAAAAUCGAUUUUGGCAAAUGUUCAGAAGCUUUUAGAAGAUGCUAUUGUGGACAAACAUAAGGAGUUUAUCCAUCCUUAUUCGUUAAAUUUAGAUACUUUGGCAAAUUGUUUGAAUAGCUUAGUGGAUGAGAAAGUUUUACAGAAAACUAGAAGGGACAACGUAAAUGCGUACGAGAUUAACAAAAUAAAAUUGAAGGAUGUUAAGGACAAUUUCGCGAGAUAUAUGACAAGAUGUUCAAUCGAAGAAAGAUGCCAAAUUAUUAAUAAAAUCCACUUACAAAACAAAUUGUAAUUAAGAUAAAACCUUUCAAGACUGGAAUUGUUUAUAUUUUUUAUCUGAAUUAAAUGUGUGUUGUUAAGUUUUACUCACUUUUUUAAUG